This is a messenger RNA of Monosiga brevicollis MX1, 5280 nucleotides long. RefSeq lists its product as uncharacterized. The transcript has 31 exons. NCBI's taxonomy places the organism in Eukaryota, Choanoflagellata, Craspedida, Salpingoecidae. The record is from RefSeq and is a predicted model, not a curated record. The coding region runs from base 1 to 5280 and encodes 1759 amino acids. Gene Ontology annotation, cellular component: intracellular membrane-bounded organelle; membrane. Gene Ontology annotation, molecular function: ABC-type transporter activity; ATP hydrolysis activity; ATP binding. Gene Ontology annotation, biological process: transmembrane transport; lipid transport.
AUGGCUGCGAGCAGUUGGUCGGCCCAGGCGCUGGCGCUCACCAAGAAAAAUCUGCUGCUCCUGAAGCGCCGGAAACGACAAACCCUGGCUCAGCUUUUAAUUCCACUCUACAUGGCGGGUGUGACCUGCCUCAUCAAUCUCGCCGUGACGACGUCGAAGCAUCCUGCUGUCAAUGACUUUACUCCCAUGCCAAUGUUGCAAGAGCUCAACGUCGCCCCCAACCUAACUUUGGCCUACUUCCCCUUGAGCGCUGCACAGCUGACGGAUAAGGUCCAGCAACACCCUUAUCUGACCGACCUCCAACUGACUACGCAAGGCUUUGCCUCGAGCGAUGCUUUUGAGUCUUGGUACCGUCAGAAUUCAGACGGCCUCUUCGCGGCCCUCGACUUGAAUCAAGCCUUGGACGCUCAGCACAUUGAAAUCUACAUGAAGACCGGUCGCGGCAUGGCCCAUGUUCCCUCAGCCUCUCGCACAUGGGACUCUCCGGCCAGUUGUCACAAUCUCAGCCCAGACAUGGAAGCGUGUGGAUCGGACGGAUAUUUGGACACUGGUCUUUUGCAGCUGGAAGCCGCCUUAUUCGAAGUGCUGCACAACAUUACGGCCCCCGAUCUCGCCAAUAUGACGAUUGCCAAAAUGCCCAUCCUCGAGUUUGUGGACAACUCGAAAGCACAGGUCUACGCGCCCAUAACGGUCAUUUUUUGCAUCAUGGCUACUAGUCCCUUAAUUCAGUACCUAAUGAUCAACGUUGUCGCUGAAAAAGAGCUGGGCAUCAGAAACGCGCUGCUCAUUAUGGGCAUGCGCAAAUCAGCCUACCUCGUCUCCUGGCUGGCCUCGUAUUUUUUGCAAAACGCCGUUUCAAUCGCUCUGCAGACGACGAUUUUGUGUCUUGGCAACGUAUUUAGCGCCUCGGCUUGGAUUCCCGUCUUUUUGCUACUUUUUUGCUUUGCCAACUGCUUGGCUACCUUGGGCCUGGUAUUUGCUCCCUUUUUCACAGACAAGCGAGUUGCUGGAGCUGCGGGUAGUCUCGGCAACACCAUCUUCUCCUUGAUCAUCUUUGGAGUUAAGAACGUCACCGUUCCAGGGACAAAGUGGGCCAUAUCUGUGCUUCCUCCCUGCGCCAUCAGCUUGGGUCUGACGACGGCUCUCAAUGAGGACCAAUUGCACGGCCUCUCUGUAUCCACCAUGUCUCGUGGCGAGUUUUCUGUGGGCAGUGCCAUUAUAAUGCUGAUUUUGGACACUGUUUUCUACUUUGCGCUUGCCUACUACUUGAACGAAAUUGUGCCAGGCAAUGGGCAACGCAAGCCCUGGAAUUUCAUGUGCGCGCCAGCCACUCCCAGCGAUUUCCUCAUAACGUAUUGCUCCACAGACUAUUUCGAUGCGGGCGAAGAUGUUGAGGCCCGCUUGGAUGGGGCACGAGAAGAUGAAGCCGUUUACAGCUCGCUAUCCCCGGGACUCGUCAUAAAGAAUCUCGGAAAAAAAUUUCGUUCAGCUGAUCGGCAAGACAACCUUAUGCAACAUCAUCACUGGCCUCGAGACCCCAAGCAGGUUUUCGGCGAAUCCUCCAUGGAGCACACCGCAGCUGUGGGUGUCUGUCCACAAAAAGACAUUCUUUUUGACGUAUUGACUGUCUCGGAACACGUCGAGCUCUUUGCCGCCAUCAAAGGAGGCUUUCACGGUGAAGACAGCGCCGCAUCCAGUACUUUUGCUAGUCCAGAGGCGAUGCUCAAUGAGAUUGAUCUACUGGACAAGGCCGAUGCUCCCGUGACGACUCUCUCUGGUGGCCAGAAGCGCAAGCUUUGCGUGGGGCUUGCCCUUGUUGGAAAUCCUCGACUCCUCGCGUUAGACGAACCAUCGUCAGGUAUGGACCCAGCAUCGAGGCGUCAAUUGUGGAGUGUUCUGCAAAAGUAUCGACAUGGCCGAGUCACGCUACUCACUACCCACUACAUGCAGGAGGCUGAUGUCUUAGGAGACCGAAAAGUUGUUCUUUCUCGCGGCCAUGUCCAAUGUGUUGGCUCUAGCCUCUUUUUGAAGAAGAAUUUCGGCGUUGGGUACCACAUCGAUGUCACGGGUUGUCAAGCCACACGCAUCAAUUCGGAGGUAUUAGGCCAAGCAUUUCCAGCGUUGCGUGUGGAACUUGCUCGUAAUGCCCGCUCAGGAACCAUCACCGUUCCAAAUGCACAACUUCGUGCUCUUCCUGAAAUCCUUGAACAACUUGAGGCUAACGCUUCGACUUAUGGCUUGACAAGCUUUGGAUUGCGCAUGACAACUCUUGAAGAGGUGUUUUUGGAGCUCGAGAAACGCGAGAACAACGAGGUGGCUACUGAAUCAGAAAAGCUUUCCCCUCGGCUCGCAAAGCCGAGUGCAUCACUGAAUAACGGGCAAGCUGGCAACAUUCAACGCGAGGAUUUGACUUUGCCACUCUUGAACGAGCAAAGUGCGGCUGGUUUCUCCGAGUCAUUUCCGUCUGCCUUCCGAGGCAUGCUUAAGCUACGUUUGCUUCAAUCGGCUCGCGAGUGGCGUGCUCUCAUCUUUCAAGCCGGGCUUCCCAUCCUUUUGAUGAUCAUUGCGUUGACCGUUGUGGAGAAGCCACAGUCAUCAACGGACCAACUUUUACAGGGCAGCAGCUACAACUACACACUUGAUUCGCUGGCUGAUGCAGAUCAUCCACUGAGCACGACCUUGCCUCAAGGGGGAAAUGCUCAUUUUCUAACUGCUGCAGCUUUGAACUCCUGUGGCUCGCAGAACUCAUUCACGACGCGAAGCACCUCGUCAGAUUUUAUUUGGACGGGGCCAAAUAGCAGCUUCUUUGAAACUUUCAAUGCCAGCCUGAUUGGCGUGAAUUCGGAAGCCAACCAGACAACAUUGUACUACAAUGCAUCAGCCGUGCAUAUGCUUCCAACCGUGAUGCAGCUGCUGUACAACUCGCGGGCCAGUAGUCAGACGACAAAGUCCCCCUCAUACUGCACAUCCCUUCGAGGCCUACCCACCAACGAGGCUUAUACUUGGGAUGCUUCAGUUUACUACACUGUACUUUUGAUCGGAAUUGCUCUCAGUGCCAUUCCCGGCGGCUUUGCCGUCCCAGUCGCUCAGGAUAAACACUCGCGCAUGCGCCAUUUACUGUUCGUAUCAGGAGUGACCAAACUACAGUACUGGGGCGCCUUUUUGCUGGUUGACUGUGCAAUUUUCAUGGUGCCUGUGCUCGCCGCCGUCAUCCUCGCAUUGGCAAAAAACGUAACUGCGAUUAUUGGCCCGGCUCUGCCCGCCUUUAUUCUCGCCGCACUGCUAUACAUUCCUGUCAGCAUCCUAUUCUCCUUCAACAUGAGUCGCCUCUUUCCUGAUCCAGAGACAACGCAGUCCAUGUGGCCCGUGAUGAACAACUUCUUGGGCUUCAUCCCAUACGUUAUUGUGGGAGUGGUGGACGGCAGCUCUUCUGCCAACGUUGCUCGCAUCAUUCAUUACUGUUUUUCCGCCUUGGACCCAGCAUACACCUUCUCAGGCACGCUGUACUACAUGUUUCGACUCAAGACCGCCAAUGAUGCACAGCUUGAUGCCUCUUCUUUGCAAGCGGUGGACUAUUUUAAGAUUGAAAACGUUGUACUUCCGACCAUUCUCAUCACCCUUGGACACCUUGCUUUGCAAGCUGCUUUGCUCUGGUGGCAAGAACGGAUCAUCAGCGGCGAUAAUGCUGCAAUUACUGAUGAGGAGCGCAAGCUCUUUCUCAAGGCAGAGGACGUUCAAAUGGAGCAUGACAUCACUUUGAGCAGCACGGAUCGAAGUCUCCGUGUUUGUGAUGUGUAUAAGCGCUACGGAACUUCAUCUGGGUCCUUCAAAGCCGUCAAUGGCGUGUCCUUCUCCGUGGAAGCCGGAGAAGUUUUUGGGUUGUUGGGCCCGAACGGGGCUGGAAAAACCACAACUAUUGCGAUGUGUUCGGCAGAAGAAGCUCUGACCGCUGGUGACAUUGCAAUUGGCAAUCACAUGGUUUCGCUUGACCCUAAGGCUGCAUUUAAGGACAUGGGCCUCUGCCCGCAGUUUUCGGCGCUUUGGAAAAAUAUCACUGUUGGCGAGCAUCUUGAGUUUUUUGCCAGUGUCCAUGGCUUACCGCGCAACGCUCCAAGGGACUGGUUGGAGUCGAUGGGCAUUGCAGAAUACGAGCACUAUCAGGCAAAAACCUUGUCUGGGGGCACACAACGCAAGGUUUCCUUGGCUUUGGCUCUGAUUGGCGAGCCGAAAGUGGCAUUACUUGACGAAGUGUCGACGGGAUUGGACCCGGGCAUCAUGGUUUUUGGAGAGCUCAAAACUGUUGGUACAACUCAGGCUCUUAAUCUUAAUUUGUCAUCCGACUUUGCGCUCACUUUGCAGCAUUUGAUCACACGUUUCGGGGAUGGCUACAUGAUUGAUAUCCAAGCACGGUCGGAAGAGGCGGUGGAAACAGUGCUCGCCGUACUGCGCGAGAAGCAUGAUACUGAGCUCAAGCUCAAGUAUGGAAGCUUUGUACAACUCUUGAUUCGACUCAAAAGCAGCGAAUUACCAGACUUCUUGCGCAUCUUCAAUACCCUUGUCAAGGAGGGCACUGUUGCACACUACGGUGUCUCACAACCUUCACUUGAACAGGCUCCAGGACGUCUGGAGGCCAGUUUUGGGUUGCGAGGAAGGAAAGUGCCACCUGUGCCCGACACGUGCCCGCUCUGCAGCAACAAGACACCUCAGCCGCGACUGACCCGCGAGCACCUGUUGACCUGCCGUCCCAUCAAGCGUCACAACGCCCUUCGCGACGAGAUGGGCCGCCUGCUCAGGUACGCCACCCUCUCCCAUGUCUGGGUGGAAAAGUCUGGCUACAACGCCAACGGUCAGAGCUGCCGCAUCGACCUGCACUGCCGCAACCCCUUUCCCGGCGGUGCUCUGGGCCCAGCUCUGCCCGACCUGGGCAUUGACGUGACUGUGCGCACAGCCCAACCCCCGACCACCUCGCAAGCCUGCAUCAAGGUGGGCGCUGCCCUUCGCCGAGCCGAAAAGGAGAAGCGCGAGUACUACACCGGUUUCAACCAUGGAAAAACUCUGAUCGUCCCUGCGGCGAUGACGACAACCGGUGGGUUCGCCUCCUCCUUUGUGGAUCUGCUUGGUCAGCUCGCCCGCUGCGCCGAGGCCCGUGGUGUGUACCAGCCGGGGCUGGAUGAGGCCUUUGUUCCUCGGUGGAAGGGUCGCUUUGCGGCGCUGGUCCAUCAGAUGAACGCUGACCACAUCCAGCGCCACUUUGGCGGUGUCUGCCUGCGCUCGUCGUAG